Messenger RNA from Aureobasidium pullulans EXF-150, 1098 nucleotides. RefSeq lists its product as uncharacterized. Lineage: Eukaryota; Fungi; Ascomycota; Dothideomycetes; Dothideales; Saccotheciaceae. The record is from RefSeq and is a predicted model, not a curated record. The transcript has a single exon. The annotation marks the transcript as partial.
AAGCGUACCAUGUCGUCCUUGUUCAAUCCUCCCCCUGAAGUGCGCACGAUCGUCUAUGACCAAAUGGUUCGAGACGUACACGCUAGCGACAAGCGUAUCAUCUACUGCGAUCACCACUCCCAGUACGACGAAUCGUGCCAAGCUAUUGUAGAAAAGCCGACCAUGUGGUUCCGCUCAAAGAUGGAGUUCGAGACAGACCAUCAAGGACGCAUCGAUCUUCUCACAGAAGAUGGAACUUUCUCUGAAGGUACGACAGUGUAUGGAACGUGCAUACCGGAUACCGCUAUCCAUCAUGCCAAUAUUGAUGCUUUGCUUGCUCUUGCAAGCACUUGCCGCCAACUCCGUGCCGAAGUUCUCCAUCAUGCUUGGGAAAAUGCCGAUAUCAGAAUCUUUACGAUAGACGAUACAUACUUCGAAGCUAUGGUGCACAUCUUCGAGAUGCACCUCUCCACGGAGGUUUGCGAGCUCAUCCGUACCCUUUUCAUCGAGGUCAGUGAUGAUUGCUGGAUGCCAUGCGAGGUCAGCGAAAUCGCACAAUUCAUCAUGAGACGAUUUCCGAACCUCAAGCAGCUGACCGUCGCCGUGGCACGUCGGGACACAGAAGACUGGGAGCUCGACUUUGAAGUUGGUCUGAAAGCUCUGUCAAUCCUACCCUUCUCUAUUGACGUUGAGAUUGAGGCAUACAUACAUGCCGAUAUUAUCCAUUGUGGAUCCCUCAGACCACUUGUCAUCCACUCCGCCUACAAAGAUUUCACCAAGCUCGCACCAGACGCUGAGUACUGGGAGAGAGCUACCGGCUGGCAUAACACCUUUCUACUGAGCAGUUGGCGUAAAUGGAAGCAGUGCCAGAUAGCUAUGCGAACACAGAAUGACGAACGCCAGAUUGACGCAUCUCUCCUCGAAGACACACUCGGCAUACGCUCAGAGAUUGCUGGUUGGCCCGUCAUUGCCAGUCAGAUGACUCCAAAGGAGAGGUGGGAGGUACGCAGAGAAGGAAAGUGGGAGGAAGGUUGGCUGGUCAGAGAAGGGAUUGAUGACGAAGCCAAACAAGAGCCUAGAGAUGGGUCUGCGGAAGAACACGAUGCCGAAUCUGCGUAG